CCCCUCGCCGGGCGCAGGCUGCCCCGAGAAGGGCUGGCUCCGGGAGAGCCGAAGUGAUGUGGCUUGGAUGAGAGCGGUGCGGGGAUGGAGGGCGCUCUGCUGUGUGAUGAUGAGAUCUUACUGCGUACAGAGAUAGAGUUUCACAAUGCAGCGAAGACCAACAACAUACAGAAGAUGCUGCAACUGAUCGACAAAGGAGUGGACGUCAGGGCCAAGAACAGUGUAGACAGGACAGCCAUACACUGGGCAGCCGGAGCUGGACAUGAGCAGGCAGUGAAGCUUCUGCUGGACCAUGAUGUGCCUGUGGACGAGGAGGACAAUUUCGGAAUGAAUGCACUGCUUUUGGCAGCCUGGUUUGGACAUCUUCGAUGUCUGCAGAUUCUUGUCAAUGCUGGAGCCAAGAUUAACUGCAUUAAUAAGAAUGGGUUGAAUCUUCUUCACUGUGCCGCACAGAGAGGCCACAUCAAGGUCAUGGAGUUUAUUAUGGAGGAUCUUGAAAACAUUAAAUUAGACAAGGUAGACAAGUCAGGGAGGACGGCUUUUCAUCUAGCGGCAGAACAUGGGAAGUUGGAAGUGGUGGAAUUUCUUAUCGGUUCUGGUUGCCAGCACAGUUUAAAGGACAAGGAGAACAACACAGCCAUUCACCUGGCGGCUAAGAAUGGGCACACAGAGGUUCUGCAGAAGAUUGUGGAAAUUGGAGUGGACCUUAAUGAAAAAAACCUGGAAGGCCUGACCGCUUUGCAUCUUGCUACAGAAGGUGGAUAUUUUGACUGUAUGAAAAUCCUUCUAGAAGCUGGUUGUGAUGUAAACACACAAACUGAGAAAGGAAUGAACUGCCUCCACUAUGCAGCCUUCCAUGGACACGAAGAUAUUGCAAGAGCACUUAUUGAUGCAGGAAUUGAUAUUAAUGCUGUAAACAAUCAAAAUUCAUCGGCUCUGCAUAUUUCAGUUCUGCAGAACUUUCCAUCUUUGGUCAAGCUUUUUAUUGACUGUGAGUGUGAUCUGGAUAUUGCUGACUACAGGCUUCAGACUCCUCUUCAUAUUGCUGCAGAGAAUGGCCGGCAAGACAUGGCAGAGAUGAUCCUCGUUGCUGGAGUAAACCUCAAGCUGCAGGAUAAGCAAGGGAAGACGUCACUUGAUGUGGCUGCACGUGGGAAUCACAUCAAUUUGGCAGAUAUGAUCAUCAAGGCUGAUCGAUUCUACAAGUGGGAGAAGGAUAAUAUGAACAGUGAUUCUGAUUCGUGGAUGGCGAGGCAUUUGACCUUUAAGCAGGACCAUCGCCUUGAGACACAGCACAUCCGCUCAGUCCUCUGGAGACUUGCCACAAAAUAUCUCAAGCCCGGUGAAUGGAAGAAACUGGCCCAGUACUGGAAGUUCACAGAUGCCCACAUCCGGGCUAUAGAGCACCAGUGGACAGGGUCUAAAAGUUAUCGAGACCACGGUCACAGGAUGCUGCUGAUCUGGCUGCACGGGAUAGUGAUGGCUGGUGAAAAUCCAGUGAAAGGAUUGUACGAGGGCCUGGUGGGCAUUGGUCGGAGAGACCUGGCAGAAAGCAUCAGGAAAAAGGCAAAUGCAGAUGAUUCCUCACCGAAGACAUGUGCAGCCAUGUGAUCGCCUGCACUAGGUUAACAUUAAUAGAGAGAGAGGACGCUGCUAGCCACAUUACAAGCCUUCCCGAGUGAAGGAGAAACGUCUCAGCGCACGUUCGCUUUAAGGGCUGAUACUAAAUCCCAAAAAAUACCCUGCAGUGUCACUUUAAAGAGGUCAUCACUUUAUAAUCACCAUGGUGUGACAUCAUGGAGCAUCCAGAGGUAAAUCUGGGUUUUUGCUCGCUUGUAGCACUUUUCUCUACUCUGAAAUUUGUGAAAAGUACUGCCACGAAGGCAGGUUGUUUUUAAGGUAUUUUUUCAAAACAUCUAUAAAUAUGCACUAGUGAGUGGUGUUCCCGAAUCGUCAGCACAGUCAUGGGUUUGCCAAGGUUCUUACCCGUCUUGUUUUGUUUUUAACUAGGAUAUUUUUUUUUACAUGUAGAAGGAUUAUUAUAUCUUUUUACUUAACUCACACCUGAGUAGGGCAGAGCCACGUGAGAAGGUUGCCGUGGAGCUCAGCUUCAAACUCUGCGGUCUUUGGUGUGUUCCAAGCAUUGCGUUGUAGCAACAGUGCGGGGAUCAAACAAAUCUCCAGUGUCAAUGAGAAGCGGCAGUUGUUUUUCUUUUUGUGAAUUUAUGGUUCGUUUCACGGUUGUAUGUAAACAAAAUGUGGCUUUUUACUUAUUUGAGGAGAAAUUAAGAAUGAUUUCCUAUAUUC
Molecule: messenger RNA, 2307 nt
Organism: Spea bombifrons (plains spadefoot toad)
Lineage: Eukaryota; Metazoa; Chordata; Amphibia; Anura; Pelobatidae
Gene: ANKDD1A
Product: ankyrin repeat and death domain containing 1A
Exons: 15
Coding region: 85-1611 (508 amino acids)
Biological process (GO): signal transduction
Molecular function (GO): protein binding
Source: RefSeq, a predicted model, not a curated record